Messenger RNA from Sclerotinia sclerotiorum 1980 UF-70, 843 nucleotides. RefSeq lists its product as hypothetical. The transcript is spliced from 2 exons. Gene Ontology annotation, biological process: positive regulation of mitochondrial translation. Lineage: Eukaryota; Fungi; Ascomycota; Leotiomycetes; Helotiales; Sclerotiniaceae. The coding region runs from base 1 to 843 and encodes 280 amino acids. The record is from RefSeq and is a predicted model, not a curated record.
AUGGAAGCUGUAGCUCGAAUCCUACGAUCGCACGGCUUCUCAAUUGACCCAGAUGGAACUGGCUUUGAAUCCGAUGAGGUUAUACACACACGAGGGGUCAACAAUGGGGAUAUAUUUGUGUUCCCCUCAGGGUCACUUGUGGCAUGGUCUUUACCCCAGGAUGUAGUUACAGAUUUGGCAACCAAGACCCUAUUACCAGCCGCUAUCGAUUCACAUGUGACCGAUGUUGAGAUAGAAGAUCUGGAAUGUGAGGAGGACGCUAAACGCGAGAACAGCAGUAUAAGAGGAGAUAUCAUUGUGCUAGGGACGAAGGAUUCGCCAAAUACAACUCUUGCAAAGAUUGCCUUCUCUUCUGGCCUUGCUAGGUCGACAAAACUCGCGGUCCUCGAGACUAUGUUGUCAAAGUACUUCGAAUCUACCAAAGCCAUACCUACAUUACUCUCAAGAGGGUCAAGGCUACCUUUUAAUAGGCAAUUCAUGUUACAAAAGACUGGGGAAUUACUUGAUUUACGGGCCCGGCUAAACCACUAUUCCGAGCUCACAGAUUCACUCCCGGAUUUGUUUUGGGAUAGUAGGCAUGAAUUAGGUCUAGAAGGGUAUUAUGAUCAAGUUGGAAGGGCUCUUGAUGUUGGUGUACGGAUCAAGACUUUGAAUCAGAAAAUGGAUUAUGCCCAGGAGAUUGCAACAAUUCUUCGGGAGACGAUGAGUGAGAAGCACAGCAUCCAUCUAGAGUGGAUCAUUAUUGUUCUCAUUGCUGUGGAAGUAGGCUUUGAGCUUCGGAGAUUAUGGAAGGAACGAAGUGAAAGACUGGAAAGGGAAAUGGAGAAGGAACACGGCACAUGA